AUGCAGCCAACAAUUGAUGACGAUUUUAUCAACAAAAUCGUUGGAGGACAAGUAGCUCGUCCCGGGCAAUAUCCAUAUCAAGCAUCUCUCCGACUUUUCAAGCAAAAUCAACAUUUUUGCGGAGGCGCGAUCAUAUCAACUCGUAAUAUUCUCACCGCAGCUCAUUGUUUCAUCGAUGGCACGCGAGCUCAUCAAAUUUAUGCUACAGUUGGAGCUUCAAAUCUUUACGAUGGCACCAAUCAUUACGUUUCUCAGAUCGCGUCGCAUCCUUAUUUUAACUUAAAAGCCAUAACGAAUGACAUUGCAGUCGUUUUUGUAAAGACUCCGUUCACUUUUGACAAAUUAGUUCAACCUGUUCCGAUUGAAUCCAAAUUUUUGGCGGGCGGAGAAGAAGCUUUUGUCUCGGGAUGGGGAAGAUUUUACGAAAAUGGACCGAUUGCGACGACAUUACAAGGCGUGAAAGUUCGCGUGAUGUCGAAUAAUAAUUGCAUAAAUUCGUAUAAAAAUCAUCCGGAGAAGGAAUUGGGAACGAAAAUUACAAAUAGGAAUUUGUGUACGACGAUUGUCAAAGGAAAGGGGUUUUGUAGCGGAGAUUCAGGAGGUCCAUUAGUAUCAACGAAAGGAUAUUUAAUAGCAAUCGUCAGUUGGAGCCCUUAUGGCUGCACAUAUUCCGACUAUCCCGAUGUCUACACACGAUGCUCUGUCUACAAAACAUGGAUCGACAAUACCAUAAACUCCAAAUAUUAUCUCCGACAACUCGCGCUUGAUAGUUUUGAUGCCAUAAACAAUAAUCGUACUGACAUUAAAUUAAUUUAA
Messenger RNA from Culicoides brevitarsis, 816 nucleotides. Its product is annotated as chymotrypsin-2-like. The record is from RefSeq and is a predicted model, not a curated record. Lineage: Eukaryota; Metazoa; Arthropoda; Insecta; Diptera; Ceratopogonidae. The coding region runs from base 1 to 816 and encodes 271 amino acids. Gene Ontology annotation, biological process: proteolysis. The transcript has 3 exons. Gene Ontology annotation, molecular function: serine-type endopeptidase activity.